AUGGCAAUGGGUGCAAGUGAGGUUCAGCAAGCUGUAGAAAAUAUUUACUCGUUUGUUCCCACCCUUGUUCUCAAAUCAGCCAUACUCCUCAAUAUUCCUGAUAUCAUCGCAAAUGCAGGCCCCAAUGCAUCCCUCACUCUUGCCCAGGUCGCAGAAAAACUGCCCACUAAAACUCCCAAUCUGCAUUGUCUUUCUCUCAUUCUCAAAUACCUCUCAUUAAGGAGCCUUUUUGUCCAAACCCAGACGGGCGAGAAUCCAAGAGAUGCUCAAUACAGUCUCACUGAUUCUGCGAAGAGGUUUUAUGUUAGGAAGAAUAAUCCAGGAAGCCUUGUGCCACUCCUCCUCAUGCUCACACAUCUGGUGUUAAUGGCGCCAUGGCAGCAUCUUCAUGAAUGUGUGCUUCAAGACUGCAAUGCAUUCGAGAAGGCUCAUGGAAAGGACUUGUGGGCAUACGAGAAGGACGACCCGGCUGUCAACGACGUUUUCAACAAUUCCAUGUCGACGAUUACAAUUCUUCUAAUUGGAAAAAUCCUGAGCGACUACGACGGUUUCAAGGAUGUGAAAAUUUUGGUUGAUGUGGGCGGAGGAAAAGGGACGGCCUUGGCACACAUUGUGAAGGCUUAUCCUCACAUCCAUGGGUUACAAUGGUGA
Molecule: messenger RNA, 651 nt
Organism: Cryptomeria japonica (Japanese cedar)
Lineage: Eukaryota; Viridiplantae; Streptophyta; Pinopsida; Cupressales; Cupressaceae
Product: desmethylxanthohumol 6'-O-methyltransferase
Exons: 1
Coding region: 1-651 (216 amino acids)
Biological process (GO): methylation
Molecular function (GO): O-methyltransferase activity; S-adenosylmethionine-dependent methyltransferase activity; protein dimerization activity
Source: RefSeq, a predicted model, not a curated record